GCGACAGCGAUAGGGGCGGCUAUAAGCGACAGCGGGCCCGGGGGGGCCGCGAUGGCUCCGUGGCUGCUGUGGCUGCUGCUGGUCACCGGCACCGGCACCGGCACCGGGGGGGCUCCCCCUGGGGCCCGGGAGGUGCCGGAGCCCCCCCGGGCGGUACCGGAGCCCCGGGAGUUACCGGAGCCCCGGGAGGUUCCAGAGCCUCGGGCGGUACCGGAUUCCCCCCGGGCGGUACCGGAGCCUCGGGAGGUGCCGGAGCCCCGGGCGGUACCGGAGCCUCGGGCGGUACCGGAGCCCCGGGCCGUGUCGGACGCCGAGCUCCGGGAGCUCUCGGAGCAGCUGCUCGCCGCGGACUCGAACCGGGCCAAGCCGGGCCAGCUGGAACUGAACCUGCAGGGCUCGGGCAGCGACAGGCUGUUCGCGCGGGUGGCCCCGGAGCUGCUGGCCGUGCCCACCUUCUCGGGGCUCGUUGCCCUCCUGGACAAUUACGAGCCGCGGCCGGGCCGUGCGGAGGCGCAGCCGCCGGCGGAGCUGCGGGAGCAGCGGCGCUUCCUGGAGGCCGCGCUGGCCACGCCGGUGCUGGCGCUGCUCGAGCGCUUCGUGCUGGCCAAGGGUGCGCCCGCGGCGUCGCUGCCGCGUCCCCUCUGUCCCCGCGGUGUCCCCGCGGUGUCCCCAUGGUGUCCCCAUGAUAUCCCCAUGGUGUUCCCCUGUGUCCCCAUGGUGAACCCCCUGUCCUCACAGUGUCCCUACAUUGUCCCUACAGUGUCCCCUUAG
Molecule: messenger RNA, 771 nt
Organism: Passer domesticus (house sparrow)
Lineage: Eukaryota; Metazoa; Chordata; Aves; Passeriformes; Passeridae
Exons: 3
Coding region: 52-771 (239 amino acids)
Molecular function (GO): RNA endonuclease activity
Source: RefSeq, a predicted model, not a curated record